UCAAUCAAAAUAAUGUUGUCGUUUAAAAGGGUGAUUGCAGCCGUCUCUUCGACAGCAUGUCCGGCUGGACUUUAUUUCAGAGGCUCGAGGGAGAAACGUCUAGUUCAAUGCCAGCAAGGUAAGGUUGAAUGCAUCAAAUUGAGAAAAUGGGCGACAGAAACGAUAGAGUCCCCAUGAUGACGCGCAGAACAAGGAGAACUACCAUCUGCGCUACGCCAGCGGCUGCCGAUUCUAAACAAGCCAACCGUAGUAAGCAGGGCAGCGCAGGGGAAAAAAUGUCAAGCCAUCCGAGCCACAGCAACGGGAAAGUGAAGGAGGAAAAACCCGUGCACGAGCCGGUCACUACACCACGCAAAGAGAGGAGCAAAACCAGCGAAAGAUUUAGCUGUCAUGUCCUCCAGGAGUCCCUGCUCAGCUCAGCCAGUGGUUACAGUAACUAUAGAGGCAUCCUCAACUGGUGUGUGGUCAUGCUGGUCUUGAGCAAUGCACGCCUUUUUCUGGAGAAUCUAAUAAAAUAUGGGAUACUGGUGGACCCCAUCCAAGUGGUUUCACUGUUUUUAAAAGACCCAUAUAGCUGGCCUGCACCAUGCCUGGUCAUUGUUUCGAACGUGUUCAUAAUGGCAGCUUUUUACACGGAGCGGAGGCUAUCAUUGGGCACCAUCUCGGAGACUACCGGAACAUUCCUUUACUUGGUCAAUCUGACCACCCUCCUCUUUUUCCCAUCAGCCACUGUGCUCACGCUGACCUCCAUGACCCCAGUGGGUGGAGCCUUUGCCCUGGGUGUGUACACCAUCCUCUUCAUGAAGCUGUACUCGUAUAAGGACGUGAAUAUGUGGUGCAGAGAGAUUAGGCAUACCAAAGCCCGCACCUUGACCCGCUCCCAUUCAUGUCCAUCAGUCGCCCAGUCCAAUGGGUCAGCUGUACACGCUCAUGUGUCCUACCCUGAGAAUCUCACACACAGAGAUAUAUAUUAUUUUGUGUUCGCCCCAACUCUCUGCUAUGAGCUGAACUUCCCCCGGUCAGCACGGAUACGCAAGAGCUUCCUGCUCAGGAGACUCUUUGAGAUGCUGUUCUUCAUUCAGUUACUGAUUGGAUUGGUACAACAGUGGAUGGUGCCGACUAUUCAGAAUUCCAUGAAACCAUUCCAGGAUAUGGACUUUUCCAGAAUGAUGGAGCGCAUGCUGAAACUGGCUGUUCCCAAUCAUUUAAUCUGGCUCAUCUUUUUCUAUUGGUUUUUCCACUCUUCCAUGAACUUCGUAGCUGAGCUGAUGCGGUUCGGCGACAGGGAGUUUUACCAGGACUGGUGGAACUCUGAAACUGUCACUUACUUCUGGUCUAACUGGAACAUUCCUGUGCACAAGUGGUGCCUCCGCCACUUUUACAAGCCUCUCUUGAGGAGAGGUGUGAAUAAGUGGGUCGCCAAGACGGCCAUCUUCCUGGUCUCCGCCUUCUUUCACGAGUACUUGGUGAGUGUUCCUCUGAAAAUGUUCCGACUGUGGGCAUUCAUGGGCAUGAUGUCUCAGAUUCCACUCGCCUGGUUCGUCGGCCGCUUCCUGAGAGGUAACUAUGGCAAUGCGGCAGUCUGGAUCUCGCUCAUCAUUGGUCAGCCCAUCGCCGUGCUGAUGUACGUCCACGACUUCUACGUAUUACAUUACGUGUCACAAUCGUGAGCAGUUGGCCACAAGCAGAGGAGCAAUACAUCAUGCUAAAUAAGGAAAAAUUGAAUGUGAAUGUUUAUUUUGAAAGGGAAAUGUUUUUUAUAUGAAGCUCGACUGUUUAGUAAGAAUGUACUACGAAAAGGUUUUUGGCCUCCAGAUGCCAUUUCUCUAAUGCACUGAUACACUCCAGAGACACUUGGCUCCUGUCCUGUCAUGUGCAAUUGUUGUGAAACACUUCCCUGCCAAAGAGAACAUUUGUAUGCCUUUUCUGUUUCUUACUUAGUCUACAACUGUGAGGAUCAAUGCAAACAACCCUAUAUAUAUAUAUAAACCUGACUAUCAAUGUGCUCUCUAUUGUCAUGCAUUUGACACGUUUCUUGCCUUUGAUUAUUUAAUGAUCUGAGUAUUAAGUUGUGUAUUUUAUUUCAUGUGGCUGCAGUAAUAACCAGUCACAUGUUGUUUGGGUGAACUACCCCCUUAAUCUGUGUAAUGUGUUUGCACUAAAAUGCAUGGUGUUUUCCAAGAAAUAUACAAGUGCUCUUUGAAUGUAUCAGCUAAAGGACCAACAUGGUCCUUGUAAAAUAAGUUGUUUUAUUUGCCAAUAUUGACAUCCCAUUAUAAAUAAAUGGUGAUCCAAACAGUAACAACCAUAGAAAAACAAUAUUGAUUUUAACCAACAGUAUGCAUUUAUCCCUUGAUUCCAUUCCAUACCUUUUGCACUUCAAUUAACCUUUUGUGUCACUAGUAUACUAUAGCUGUUGUCUAGUUUAGCCCUCUCAACCCUUUAUGGGUUCAGUAUGAAAUUUGUCUAUACAUGCCUUUUCAGCAAAUAUCCUACUCGUGCCUGACAUUGCUACAUGAGCCACAUAAACCAAAUCGAGCCUGCAUUUCACUUUUGUUUUACUUACUCCAAAGUGCUUAGUAUCUUUUUUUUUUAGCUUGUAUUUUCAUGUAUUGUAGGAAAUAAAUAUGGGUUGAGUUCAGUUUCUUUCUGUACAAAUUGUUUUCAUUCAGGACUGUUGUACGAAAUAAUGCUUCAAUCCUCACCAAGUGUUAAAAUGGAAUGUAUGAUUUUGUUAAUUUACAAUUUCAACCCAAGUGUGUUUGAAGGGUAGGUAAUAGGUAUUUUUAAAGCCUCUCAACAAAAUGUGACAUUUGAUAAAGGUUUGUUUAUAUUGUAAUUCAACUUCAGAUCUAUUUUAAGCCCCAUCUAGUGGGUGAUAUUUUUCCAGAACAGUCGGAUUGGGUAUGUAAGUGAGGGCAGGAUGUUUUCUAUGAACAUGGCGUGUGUUUUGUGAUAUUUUUUCUUAUACUUUCAUCUUGUUCUCUGUGCUAAGAGUUUUGUAACAUUAGAUACAGUACUUAACUGCUGUCACUGCACUGAGCUCCUCAUUGGCAUCUACUGCACAAGUUAAAUAAAAUCCUGCCUGUGUAACUGGAA
Coregonus clupeaformis (lake whitefish) is the source of this 3099-nucleotide messenger RNA. It is a transcript of the gene dgat1a, whose product is annotated as diacylglycerol O-acyltransferase 1a. Gene Ontology annotation, molecular function: diacylglycerol O-acyltransferase activity. Gene Ontology annotation, biological process: triglyceride biosynthetic process. Bases 129 to 1670 code for a protein of 513 amino acids. Lineage: Eukaryota; Metazoa; Chordata; Actinopteri; Salmoniformes; Salmonidae. The transcript has 17 exons. The record is from RefSeq and is a predicted model, not a curated record. Gene Ontology annotation, cellular component: endoplasmic reticulum membrane.